Paraglomus occultum is the source of this 855-nucleotide messenger RNA. The record is from the annotation of a GenBank genome assembly. Lineage: Eukaryota; Fungi; Glomeromycota; Glomeromycetes; Paraglomerales; Paraglomeraceae.
AUGCAAACGGACACAAUCAUCACAACUGUACAGCCAAAAAAACUCAACCUUCCCUCGUCUUCAGACUCCCUUUCGCCUUUUACACUUGGAUCAACGCCGCAUGUUUCCUCCUCCACUCCCAACUCGCCACCAACUCAUCCACACCGUCAACGACGACGUUCAAAUACUUUCUCCGGCAGGUCGAAAAAGGAUUCUCACAUUAUCGAGCAGAUAGAUCCUUUCCUUCUCGUGUCUCUUCGCAACAUUCAAGCACUGCCUAGACCCGAGUGGAUUGGCUUGUUAUAUGUGCUAGCGUUCUUGGAUGUAGCUGCUGUUUCGGCAUGUACUGCUGCAUUAGUGUUGGCAAGAUCACAUCCUUCUGAGCCUUGGAAAUGGCAGAAUGGAAGUUGGGACUUGUUUGCGUUGGGUGAAUUGCGAGCGUUGAUUGUUAUUAUUGUUGCGUCUUCGACUAGGAUUCGAAAUCUUGGAUGGAUAGUUGGUGGUAUAUGUGGGGUCUCUACUCUAUACGCGAUAUUCAAAUUCAAUCUUCUCCUCCAAUCUAAACGUGAAACGCAUGGCUUGCAAUGCGCCAUCCUUAUUAGUACAUUGGUUUUUUCUCAACUACACUGGAUCACGUAUGCUAUAUUAACGGCGGAUACUAGACGACGGGAUCGAUUGUUGAAGCUGAGUGGUAUAGAUUUUGAGGAAGAACGGAGAGACAAUGAAGAGAGAAUCGCUGAAAUUAGCGACGAUGAAGGCCGAGGUCUGUUGACUGUAACAGCUGAUUUGCCGCCACCCGCUAUUCCCCGUAAUUAUGGAUCAACUGACGUCGGGAAUAAUAAAUCGGACAUCGAUCACACAUUUGAUGCUGCAUGA